Molecule: messenger RNA, 1056 nt
Organism: Dromiciops gliroides (monito del monte)
Lineage: Eukaryota; Metazoa; Chordata; Mammalia; Microbiotheria; Microbiotheriidae
Gene: C6H4orf17
Product: chromosome 6 C4orf17 homolog
Exons: 8
Coding region: 1-1056 (351 amino acids)
Source: RefSeq, a predicted model, not a curated record
AUGAACAUAAACUUCAAAUCCCAGCCUGACCCAUUAAUUGGCCAUGAUACUUCUCACAUCAGUAGAAAUACAAAUUGUUUUCUGGUCAGACACACUCCCCAUCCCCGGAGAGUCUGUCACAUUAAAGGUUUAAACAACAUACCCAUCUGUGCUGUGAAUGAUGAAAACUUCUUUAAAGCGCUGUAUGAGGUCAGUCACUUGGCCACCCCAGAGAAGGACAUGCCACCACUCAGCAAAGUCAUCUAUACCAACAACUCCAGCUCCUUCCAUAACCCAGGGUUAAACAAAAUGAAAAUGCCCCCUCGGCCCAGUUCUGAGCCCUGUAAAGAAACAAAAGAUUUCUUUGAUGAUCGUUGUGAAGGUGUUUUAAAGAUUAAAAAGGAAGAACUCCGGGGCAGAAGUCAUGGUUCAUACCCAAAGGCAAGCAAAAGUCCUAUGAUCUCUGAACACAUUAAUCCCAAGAAGGAAGUGAGAGGCAAGACAAUUUGCAUACCGAAUUACCUGGAUCAGGAAAUAAAUAUUCUGUCAAAGCUGUGUGAAAUCUUACAAACUGACUCCCUGGCAGAACUCCUAAAGUGGCUACUCCAUGCAAGUGUGAAAGAAAAAGAGUGGGUAUCAGCUUUGAUCCAUUCAGAGCUCUCUGAGAUCAACUUAAUGAAAAACCGAGAGCACAUCCCCCAAAAGAGCCCUGGAAAAGAGAAAGAAAAAUCAUUUUCCACCUACAAAGCUGGCAUGACUCCUUUUUCAGAGAGCAAGAUUCCAGUCCUAGCCAAGGAAGAGGUAUCUAAAGUCAACAGAGUCCCAAGCCAAAAACUGGAAAAAAGUAAAGAAUCAAGAAAAGAGGCUGAGGCUAAGCUUGUGUCCAUUAAAGAAAGAAGCAAGCUCGAAGAUGCCAUUGAAGAAUAUUUCAGCAAAACGAAGCCCCCUGCCAAGAAUCUGAAGAUCUGGGAGAGAAACUAUUGCACUCACUCAGCAGGAAAAGCAAUAGAGGCCAGGAAUCAGCAGCAAAGCUUAUAUUCCCACAGACCCACUAAUUAUAAUCUUUUAAAAUUUUAA